UGGUUGGCGUCUCACCCACACUGACUAUGGAUAUUUUACAUAAUUACUAUUUUUUAAUCCCCCUAACACUCAGAACCGACGCUUACAUUUAUUUAUUUAAUUAAAAAAAAAAAUCAAAACCGUGAAACCCUGACCCCCUACUCUCAUUAAAAUCUAAACCCAAAUUUUGACCCCCACUUAAAAAAUUCUUUAAAAAAACCCCAGUGUCAAAAUAUAUUGUCUAAUAGUGUUCAGUGUCCAGUUGAACUAAAACAUAAUUAACAAGUGCCCAAGGAUUUAUAAAUUAGCAGUUGCCAGAUAAUUGCAGAUCAUUGGUCCAGUAGUUCAAAAAAAUAUUAAUCAUAAAUAAAACAAAAUUUAAUCACAAAUGUUUAAUGCUUAUAAAAAAUCUCGUUUCAAAAAUAUCAAAUAAUUAUUUGUUUAUUUGGUAAUUAUAAGAAUAAGAGUAAAUAUAGUGUCUGAAAAAAAAAAUUUAUAAAUAAAAAAAAUAAAAAAUAAAAAACUGGGACUUUACUCCCAGUUAAAACUGAAAAAAUCGUGGAAGGGUCAAGAAAAUCGAUAAUAAGCCACUACGGGCUUUAUCAAAAUUCAUACACAUGUAGCAACACUUUGGGAAGUAUCUACGGCUACCCAACCACCGCGACAACAACGACAACACCAACAACAACUUACUUACCCCCACUAUCAUACUCGCAACCUCACGCUCAACCCCAUUCGAGUGCACAUUUGGCCCGGCACCAGCUCCAAUUUAACCUCACCGAGGACUACAGACCGAUUUAUUUUUAUGUCGCCCAACCCUACACUAUCCCUUACACAUUUGCCAAACGCCCUAAAAGUAGUAAUAAUAAUAAUAAUAAUAAUAAUAAUAAUAAUAACAAUACCCUUUCUCUCGGACGGUCAAUUAAAAGCCGAGGCCGCGUUAAAUUUCCAAAAAAAUUAAGCAACGCGGAAUUUUCACAAAAAGUUAAACAAGGAGAGUUUUCCAAGAGCCUUAAUCAAGUCCAGUUCGUUGACCCUACAGUCACGAGUUUUCCAAAGACGGAGCUGGUUUGCAGGAAAAGUAAAGAUCCGAAGAUGACGUCCAUGUUUAGAAGAGGAACCAUUUUCGCGACAUUUUUUUUGUCUUUGAUUGGUGGUGGGCUCGUCUGCGCGGCCCUCGUCACUCAGCAUUGGGUCGAAGCUCGAGCCUGGAGGACUCCGAACCCACAAGAGAGCGCGGGAAAAAUUCACUUCGGGCUUUUGAAUGGAAAGAAAGAGUUAAAUGUCGCCUAUGGGUGGCGCACGUAUCACAUUGCAGUUGCUCAAAUGAUUAAAUCAGAUCAAAAUGUAAUGGACUGGAGUUUGUGGAUAUCAACUCUAAUCACAACCUCACUAGCGUUAAUUGCUGCGGCAUUAUCGGCGCUAAUUGCUGUUUUAAAUACAGCAACAACACCCAGAAUUAAAUUAUUAUCAGUACCUGGUGUCUAUAUAAUCAAUACUUUAACAUUAAUUUUCUGUGUAACGAGUGUCAGUACGUGGCUAGCACAAUUUUACAUUAAGUUAUACAACAAUGUGUUACCAAAAGAGGAUACUGAUAACAUGUGGACGAGUGAAGGUUCCGCGGAGCUUGGAUAUUCUUUUUGGAUGGUAGUAAGUGCCGGGGUUGUUCACCUUAUCAGUAUCGCUCUGGUUGGCUGGGGAUCAGGAAGAGUUAAAGAUGACCGCAUCGAGCACAUACCAGCUCUCGAAGAAAAAACAGCUGCUGCCAUAAUGCUUUAUUAAUUAUAAAUGCUUAUAAAUAUUAAGAUAUUUAAAUAAAAAAACAAAUUUAUGUAAAAAUAUUUUUAAAAAAAGCCAUUUGUUAUAGAAAAAGUUGCUUACAAAUUGCCAAUUUAAAUAAGUAUUAAAUUAAUGUAUUUUUUUAUAAUGUACCUACAA
This is a messenger RNA of Microplitis demolitor, 1917 nucleotides long. RefSeq lists its product as uncharacterized. Lineage: Eukaryota; Metazoa; Arthropoda; Insecta; Hymenoptera; Braconidae. The transcript has 6 exons. The record is from RefSeq and is a predicted model, not a curated record. The coding region runs from base 1075 to 1761 and encodes 228 amino acids.